AAUUCAAAUUUCCAAGAAAUUCGUGGGUCAAUCCGUCCUCAAACCUUCCAUGGCUUCUCCUCCAUGCUCACCUUCCACUCUGCAAAUUUACUCCUAGAUCGAGUCAAGCACGCGCAGGCGCGCUUGACUCCAUAGUUGCUUCUUCGCAAUCCAACAUCAAGCAAUCGCACAUUUGAGACGAUUCCCACGAGAACCCAUCCGUUUUCAUCACGACCCACGACCCAAAAACCCGGUCUUUUGAUCCGGAGCUCCGUCAAUGUCCCAGUCGAAGACGAUCCCGCACUUGGAUCUCGCGCCCUCCACGCCGGGGAAGCUGAAGCCCGACAAGUUCUCGGCCUACAUUCACCGCCAGCGGUUCCAGUCCUCCCUCUUCAAGUUCACUGUCGGGUCGGCUCUGUUCCUGGUCCUCUUCGUCUUCCUCUUCGUCUUCUGCUCGCCGCCGGCGUCGCCGCCGCCCCGGCGGAUCCUCGGCGACUCCUGGGGCGGGUCCUAUUGGGAGAGGCGGGUCAGGUCGUCGGCUCGCACGCGGGCGCGCGGCGGCCACACCGUCCUGGUCACCGGCGCGUCCGGCUUCGUCGGGACCCACGUGUCUCUUGGCCUCAAGCGCCGCGGCGACGGGGUGGUCGGGCUGGAUAAUUUCAAUGAUUACUAUGAUGUGGAGCUCAAGCGGGCACGGCAGACGUUGCUUGGUCAAGCUGGGGUCUUUGUAGUUGAAGGAGAUAUCAACGAUAGAGAGCUUCUAGAGAAGCUUUUCAAUAUGGUUGCAUUUACCCAUGUAAUGCAUUUAGCUGCACAGGCCGGUGUGAGGUAUGCUAUGAAAAAUCCUGCAUCUUAUGUGCACAGUAAUAUUGCAGGGUUUGUGAAUUUGCUUGAAGUGUGCAAGUCGGCGAAUCCGCAGCCGGCAAUUGUGUGGGCAUCAUCGAGCUCCGUUUAUGGCCUCAACUCGAAGGUGCCGUUCUCUGAGAAAGACAGGACUGAUCAGCCUGCGAGUCUGUAUGCCGCAACAAAGAAGGCCGGUGAGGAAAUUGCUCAUACUUAUAAUCACAUUUAUGGUCUGUCGAUCACUGGUUUGCGGUUCUUCACAGUCUAUGGCCCAUGGGGUCGGCCGGACAUGGCUUAUUACUUUUUCACUCAGCAUAUAUUGCAAAGGAAGCAAAUUGAGAUCUUUGAAGGGCCUCAGCAUAGUUCUGUAGCUAGGGACUUUACUUACAUUGAUGAUGUCGUUGAGGGUUGUUUGGCGGCUUUGGAUACAGCAAAGAAGAGUACCGGGAGUGGGGGGACAAAGAAAGGUUCGGCCCAGUUGCGGGUUUAUAAUUUGGGGAAUACUUCGCCAGUGCCGGUGACAAAACUUGUGAGCAUAUUGGAGAAGCUUUUAAAGGUGAAGGCCAAGAAAAAGUUGUUGCCAAUGCCUAGAAAUGGGGAUGUGAAGUUUACACACGCGAAUAUAAGUUUGGCUCAGAGGGAACUUGGCUAUAAGCCUACCACGGAUUUGGAAACCGGACUGAAGAAGUUUGUGAAGUGGUACCUCAACUAUCAUUCGGGUUUGAAGAAGUAUUCCUCAUGAAAUCUCCCCAGUUUUGCGCUUAAUCACGGUUUUCCUUUUAUGGGUCUGGCCGAUAGAAUGGCAUUUUUUUGGUGAUCUUAUGACUGGUGAGUUCACAUUUUGAUUGAUCCUUUGCCUCGAGUUUUGCACUGCAAUCAGUAACACAUUGUGCAAGGAGGAGACCUUUGGUGACAUUUUGAGAUGGCGUUGCUGUUUGUGGAGGAUUCGGAGCUGUUUCAGUUAAAAAUUAGAAGUGUUGAACCACAAUAGACAUCCUUCUUUCUUUCUUUUUCGGGACACGAUAGCAGAUGAGAAAAUUUACAGUCCAUGGACGAUCAAUUACAUCUGUAUUGAUUGGUUUUGAUUUGACCCCUUUUAUUAAUCUCAAGCAAUUUCCUCCAAA
Syzygium oleosum is the source of this 1946-nucleotide messenger RNA. Its product is annotated as UDP-glucuronate 4-epimerase 3-like. Bases 257 to 1564 code for a protein of 435 amino acids. NCBI's taxonomy places the organism in Eukaryota, Viridiplantae, Streptophyta, Magnoliopsida, Myrtales, Myrtaceae. The transcript has a single exon. The record is from RefSeq and is a predicted model, not a curated record.